AUGGGGAACGAAGUGGCGUCUCACCACGGCGCGCCUGCGUCGCCUUCUCAUGCCUUCAAGGCCCGCGACCGAAGCGGCGAUGGCACCAACGACCGUCAGAGACACCCUGAGGGCGACUUCUCCCCUGAGGCGAAAACUCUCGGCGGAUUCCGGCAGCUCCUCGCCAGAAGAAACCCGCCUUCCUGUGCGGCGCGUCCUUCUUCGCUCUGUGCGGAGCUUCCGGCAGCUGCGGCGGUCCUCAACGGCCAGUAUCCGUUUCUUCUCUUUGCGUCUGCCGAGCACCUCAUCCCGCUGGAGGCUGCAGUUGCAUCUUCGUCUCUCCCGUCUGUUUCUUCCGACUCCUCGUGUGCUUCCUCGCCGUCGGUCUCUGUGGCGGCGCGGGAGAGGCGAGAGAACGAGGAGAAUCCUCUUUUGUCUCUGCUGUCGUUCGACGAAACUUCCGCGUUUCCUCGCUCGGGAGCCGCUCUCGACGUCUCCACCUACGACGUGGCGCUGCUGCGCGACGCGGUCACGCCCGCGACAGACGGUCGCCGAGGCCGCGAACGAGGAGACAGUCUCCUCGCCUGGCCGCCGCAGUUCCCCGCCUUCCUUCCUCCCGGUCGCGCAAUCGACACAAACCAAAUCUUCGUCGCCUACGGCGUUAAGGGCGGCGUCAGGGUCAUGCCCAUCGUCGGCAGCGCAGAAGGCGGCGUAGAGGAAACCUACAAGGCUCCGCUCUACGUGCCGCCGUCUGCAAAUGCGAACGCGUCGAAGCCGUCAGCUGUUUCCGUCGCGCUGUAUCAAGGGACGAAGCCGCAGUUUCUGCUGGUUGCCGAUUCGAACAACCUCGUUUCGAUCUUCAAGCUCGCCCCGCCAGUCUCUUCCCAGAAGGCAGGGUGCUCUGGCGGCGCCUCGGCGUUCCUGCUGCUUCAGCUUCCGAACCCCCAGCCGCUCGCGCCGCUCUCUCCUCGCCACCACCCGCUGUCGUCUUCGACCUUCGUGGCGUGGAUUCCGCCGCAUGCUGGGGGCCCUCAGGACGGAGCACAGGCCGGCCGCGAGCAGAGCUACGGCCUUUCUCUGUCGCAUGCGGGAGAUGUCUACUUCGUCACUGUCCAGAGACACCAAGUCGUUCUCUGGAGUCUUCCCGUGCUCAGAAGCUACUGCAUUUCGAAGAACAUCAAUUUCGCGGAGCAGCCUCUCCAGGUCGAUGAUGCGGUGGUGAGCUGCUGCGCAUGCGUCCUUCCUCUACGGGAUGCCUUGGCGUCUGCGGCGAGUUUGGAGAAGCUGAGUCGCGAGACGUCUCGGUCGCGUCUCGGCGCGGGCUUGGCGCCCUUCCUCAAUCUCGCUUCAACGCCUCCCGAGAGCUCGCUCUUCUCUCUCCCGCCGUCGACUUCGUCCUUCUCCUUUGCCUCCUCGCCCUUUGCGCUUCGACAGCCCGCGCGGCAACAGUCUGGCCUGUUCGCCAGCGACGAAAAACACUUUGCAGGCGCAGAGACUCUUUCCGUCAACGCCGUCUCCUUCUGCCCCGCUUCCCGGUCGAUCCUCGUCGCCUUCAAUGAAAGAUGCGUCGCUGCCUGGCACAUCGAGCCGUCGCACAACAAAGUCCCGCGGGUUUCGUUGAUCGGUGCCCAGUUUGUUCCGCCUACCCCGAUCCCUCCAGCGAUGAACGAAGUGGCUGCUUCGAUCUUGGGACGACCUCUGCCGGACGUCCCGGAAGAGGAUUGCUCCGUCUCUCUUUCGUCCUCGGCGACUGACCCGGCCCCUUCGCUCUUCACGGCUGCAGGCGAGAAGAAGGCGUUUAACCCCUUCGACGAGUUCCUUGUCCAGGCUGCGUCCUCCGCGUCUUCCGCCGAGGGCCGAAGCGUCGUCGAAGAAAAGAAAGAAGCGAAAGGAGGCGAGCAGGAGGGUGACAGUCACGCCCGAGAGCUCCUGUCGGCUCUCACGUGCAUCACGUCCAUCAAUGUGCUGUAUGCGACGGUCUACCGGAGCGAAGAGGAGAGCAAAAGGGGACAGGAGACACUCGCCACGGGAGCGACCGCGGAGACAGCCCUGAGUGCGGAGUCGUCGGACGCGGGUCGGCGGGUGGCCUUCCUCCUGGUCGGCACAGCCAACAAUUCGUGUCUCCGCGUUUUCCCGCUCUUUCUCUCCCGCGAGGACCUGAGCUCAAAUCCGUUCUUCCCGUCUGCGCGGCCGCUCCCCCUCCUCUUCGGCUCAGCUGUACAGACACUGGUCCUCGACGCCGCCGCCCCACUCCGGGGUGUACGUACACCCCGUUCCAGGACGGCCGCGACGGUGAGCGCGGGGGAGUCUCCGGAACAGACGCACGCUGAGAAGGCAGAGUCGGCGCUGCCCACGAAGGCCGAUGACGGCUUUGUGCCUCCGCCCGCAAAAUGCGCGUCGGAAUUGCCUUGGGCGUUCGUUCGCGUCGACGCCGCCAGGCACGCCGUCCUCUGGAGUUUGGCAGGGUGUGGAGCCCCGGAGAGCAUGACAGUCGAUGACCCGGAGACAGGAGACAGCCCGGCGAAUCUUCAGAAGGCGCGCGAGAGACAGUCGGGCCGAAGCCGGCGCGGCGCGAGUACCGAUCGUGGGGUGUCGCCAGACGGUGACGGGGACGCGCCUGCGAAGCAAGACAGAGACGCUGGAAUCAGCAAAGACUCGUUCAUCUUCGUCUUGGAGGUGAACCAGCGCAUGGUGCACUGUGGGGAAGAGAAGCAACAGAGCGAGACAGAGAACGCGUCAGAGAGCGAGGCUGGCGAGAGAGAAGCGAAGACGGCGCGUCUCCUGCGCCGAGCUUCGCACCUGCCUCUGCCUUCGCUGCUGGUCCUCCCGUCCCAGUUUCCUGUGAAGAACGUCUCUUCGGUCUUCUCUCUCUCCGGUGCGGGGGCUCUCGCGACUCAGCGCCCGAGCCUGGCCGGAGGCCCUGACGCCCCGUCACCCUCUCUCUCGUUUGCGGAGUUCGAGGCCGAGGCCAUCGGCGCCGGCGAAGUGGCGAUCUACAGCUUCUUCGUGAAGCAGGCAGACAAGGCGCGCCGCGAGGCGGGCGAGGCAGGCCGCGAAGGCAGAUACGACCUCGUUCAAGGCCACUCGCACCGCACGCUUCAGCAGCUGUUCAGACAACCGAGCAUCCAGUGGAUGCCGCUCGACGCUUUCUCUUCGGGGGACGGCGCGGCUGCAGAGCCGUCGGAGCGUGAGGGUGUUCGACACAGCGACGUGAACAAGACCGAGGAGGCGGACUCCGCAGGUGCGGAAGAAGAGACGCGCAGCGCGACAGCGCCCUGUGGUGAGCAGAGCUCGGCGGAGGACGGCGCGGGGGGGGCGGGGUCGCGAGAAGAGAAAGAGACAAAGGCCGACGACCGCGCGAGGCCUGUCUCCUCGCCGCCGUUCCCGGCGGCUGGGGUCUCUGGACUCGGCGCCGCUCCCCUCUCGAAGGAGGCUGCGUCGCGGGAGAUCCUGAUGAGGCUGCUGGGGAAGACCUCGCUCCCGAACCUUCCUGCCUCGUCCGUGUCUUCGUCGCUCGCGCCGCCGCCUCUCUCUCUUGCAGCCUCCGCCGCCCCUGUCGCCGCCAACGCCACUGGGCGACGGGAAGGGGACCCGACCGAGGAGACACACGCGGAAGGAAACGAACAGUCGCGCGGAGGACAGGACCACGCGGGCAUGCCUCUCGGCACUGUCUCCGCGACGUCGCGUGAAGAUGAUUCCGACCCGAGGCUCGCCGACGCCGGCGAGGAGGCGAAGGAGACAGAGCGGGGGACGGAGAAAGAGAUGGAGAUGGAGAAGGAGAGAGAAGGAAGCAAGGGCCAAGAUGGGGGGCGAAAAGGUCCCAAGGGGAGUGAUUUGCCUGGACUUGGAGAGGGUGCCGGGAGGAAGAAGAAGAGGACGGGCGGGUCGCAUGCGUCUCCCGUUCUUUCUGCCGCCCAGCCUCCGAGAGAGACAGAAGAGAAAGGAGACGCUUUCGAGCAAGGCCGAGGUCGCGGCAACGCGGGUCCGAAGAGCGCGGCGGCAUCGAAAGCAAAGGGAGAAGAGAGAGGCGACAGGAGCGCCGCUGUCGGCUCGCUGCAGAGCGACCUUGGCGAGAAAUGCGCGUCGAGCAGAGAACGCAUCGAGACACCUGGAAGCGAGAACGUCAGGGACACCACUCAGCCUUCUGUUGCAUCUGAGGCUUCCAUUCGCGAGCUAAUAACCCUCCUCAAGGCCAGCAGAGAAACCAGCCAGCUGCGGUGUGCAGACACCGCUUCUUCGACGCAUGGGUCCGCGAGGAAUCCCGAACACACAGGCAAAGACGAUGGCGAGGCGUUCGAAAGGGCGAUCGACGGCUCUCUCCGGCGCUGUUUCGACGCGGUGCACGAGAGGCUUCUCACUUCGCUUGCGCCCGAGCUGGCCGCGCAGGUCGCGGCUUCACUCCUCGCCUCGGGUGCGACGCCCGCUGCCUCGACGCCGAGCCCCCACCUGCAGAAGGCGAGCGAGGAGCGGGGGAAGCAGAAGGCGAGCGAGGAGCGGGGGAAGCAGAAGGAGAGCGAGGAGCGGGGGAAGCAGAAGGAGAUGCUCAAGGCCGUGCUGGCGCCUGUCGUCGCGGCGGAGCUAGGCACCCUCUUUUCUGAGCACGUGGUCCCCGGCCUCAAAGAGGCGGUUCGUGCGGGCUUGGCAGACGUGAAGGCCGUCGUGGCAACGAAACUGGCGGAGGUUCGGCGUCAGUCUGCCGCGGAAAUCGCCGCGCUCGACCGCAACGUCCAGCAAGUGCAGGCGAGUCUCCAGCAGAAUUUCCAGCGCGUGCAGAAGCAGCUCGAGAGCCAGGCGCCGCUCCAGAGACAAAACAGCGUCAGUGCCCAGAGUGUGGACUCCAUGCGGCAGAACUUGGCCGCGCUCGAGGCGGGGCUCAAAGUGCACUCCGAGGCUGUGAUGAAGGCGGUCGAGGGCGUCUCGCAAACGCUGGCUGCCAUGCAGCGACAGCAGGGGCAGUACCAGACGCAAGUGGCGCAGCAGUUUCAGCAACAGCAGCGAGAGCUGCAGGCCCAGAAGCAAAAGGUUGACCAAGUGGUCCAGUCUUUCAGACAGCUGCGACAGGACUUCCGCGCGGAUUUGACCAAGACGGAACAAACGCUGAAGGAGCGCUCGGAGACGCUCGCGGCCUCUGCUGCAGCUGCUGCGGUCUCUGCUGCUUUGGGCUCCAGUCCCCAUACUCCCGGCGCCGCGACCGCGUUGGCCUCCACGACCGCGGUCGGGGCAUCGGCUGGGGCGGGGCCCGGCGGCAGCCGAAGCGAGGCGGGAGGCGGGGACGCUGGAGGCGCAGGGGAGAAGGGCGAGACCGGCAGGCUCCCACGAAGAGAAGAAAGCGAAGAAGAGAAGCUGAAGAAGAGGCUGGUCCACUGUCUUCAAACGCAAAACUUCGAGGAGGCGUUCUCGUUGUCCAUCGCCGCAGAUCUGCAGCAGUCCACCGGAGGGUCGUGGCUGCUGUCCAUCUGCUCCUACUUCUCGCCCGCUCAGUUCUUCGAGCGCGAACCGCUGCCAGUGGGGCAACCUGCCUUGCUGGGGACAGUGAAGAUCCUGUCGGAGGGACUGAAGGCAGAUCUUCGCGAGAGGAAGCUGGCAGCCGUGGAACAGCGCGUGGCGUGGAUUUCCGAGGCUCUCUUCCAAAUCGACGGCCCGAUGCCGCAGAUUGGGCGCUCUGAUUUCCUGGACCUUGUGGACGAGUUCCGAACGAACCUCACAUGGGCUCAGCAGCAUGUCAAGAAGGAAGGCGAGCGAGAUUGUUUCCCGCAACCGAUCGAGGAAGGCCUUGCGCUCUCCCUCAAGCAACUGAAGAGACUGCAGCGAACGGCCGAAACCACGCGCGCAUCUUGA
Messenger RNA from Neospora caninum, 5817 nucleotides. RefSeq lists its product as hypothetical. Lineage: Eukaryota; Apicomplexa; Conoidasida; Eucoccidiorida; Sarcocystidae. The transcript has 13 exons. Bases 1 to 5817 code for a protein of 1938 amino acids. The record is from RefSeq and is a predicted model, not a curated record.